AUGGGUAGAGAGAACAUAUUGCACUAUUUGCAAGAGCACAAUGAAACUGAUAAAGAACUAGAAUUGGGUACUGAUAACAACAAUGGAACCGCCACUCAACAAGCAGACGAGAUCGAGAUUCCUCAAUUCAAACGUAAAGUCACUCAACAUUCCAAUUUCCCAUUCACAUUGUCUCCAGAUUCAACCAUAACUGACUAUUUAAACAACAACAAAUUUUAUGUUGACUCAAUAAAGCACAACCAUGGUGACCAGAUAUUUGAAUUGAACGGCCAAGGACAAUCUCCACAUACGUUAUGGAUAGGAUGCAGUGAUUCAAGAGCUGGAGAACAAUGUUUGGCCACUUUACCAGGUGAGAUUUUUGUUCAUCGAAACAUUGCCAACAUUGUCAAUUCAAAUGAUUUUAGUUCCCAAGGAGUUAUUCAAUUUGCCAUUGAUGUGUUGAAAGUUAAAAAGAUUAUUGUUUGUGGACAUACUGAUUGUGGUGGUAUAUGGGCCUCAUUAUCUUCCAAAAAGAUUGGCGGUGUUUUGGACUUGUGGUUGAACCCCGUUAGACAUAUUCGUGCUCAAAACUUGAAACUACUCGAACAGUUUAAUCACGAACCUAAAUUGAAAGCGAAAAAAUUGGCAGAAUUGAAUGUUGCUGCGUCAGUAAUUGCAUUGAAAAGACAUCCUAGUGCUAGUGCUGCUUUGAGACUGGGUAAGAUUGAAGUGUGGGGGAUGAUUUACGAUGUUUCUACUGGAUACUUGUCUGAAGUUGAAAUACCUCGUGAUGAAUUCCAUGACUUGUUUCAUGUGCUGGAUGAAGAUGACAAAUCUGCUCAUAAUCCACAUUAG
Molecule: messenger RNA, 834 nt
Organism: Lodderomyces theae
Lineage: Eukaryota; Fungi; Ascomycota; Pichiomycetes; Serinales; Debaryomycetaceae
Gene: NCE103
Product: carbonate dehydratase
Exons: 1
Coding region: 1-834 (277 amino acids)
Biological process (GO): cellular response to oxidative stress; carbon utilization; cellular response to carbon dioxide
Cellular component (GO): cytoplasm
Molecular function (GO): carbonate dehydratase activity; zinc ion binding
Source: RefSeq, a predicted model, not a curated record